AUGUCCAAAGAGAAGGGAAUGGUUUUGACGACAGCGAGCAUUGCUUUUGCCCGGUUCAGCGAAAAAAACAAGCUGUUGGUUGUUGCUCUUUUGGCGAUGUGGUUUUACCGGUAA
Molecule: messenger RNA, 114 nt
Organism: Colletotrichum paranaense
Lineage: Eukaryota; Fungi; Ascomycota; Sordariomycetes; Glomerellales; Glomerellaceae
Exons: 1
Coding region: 1-114 (37 amino acids)
Source: RefSeq, a predicted model, not a curated record